UUGGCCAACAACACUCAAUGCCAACGUAGAAGUGGAACGGGCACAAUGUUCUUCAAGACUGUUUUGUGCAUCCCGAUCCUAUCAAUACUGAUCGUGGGGCUGCAUCAGACCAGUUCCAGUAUCUUCGGGCCAGUCCCUGACGAGGUGAAGAAGCAAUACGAGCAAGAGUUGGGCCCCCAAGGACCAGUAGAACGGCUGAUAUCGGGCACCAUGAACUACAUGUAUCAGAAUAAAACACUCGCCAGUGUGAUAGCCGGCGAACUCUGGAACUUUGGAACUAAAGCGGUGAACUUUAUAGUUUCUAUUAAAGAUCCUACAAGGUCAGCUUCAGAUCCUUACGCUAUUUUGAGGGGCAAAUACCAAACAUAAAUAUUCUACAACAGGUUAAUAUUAUUUGUGAUUUUAUUUUGAAAUAAAAAUAAAAAAAUAUUUACUUAA
Molecule: messenger RNA, 438 nt
Organism: Plutella xylostella (diamondback moth)
Lineage: Eukaryota; Metazoa; Arthropoda; Insecta; Lepidoptera; Plutellidae
Source: RefSeq, a predicted model, not a curated record